Messenger RNA from Paraphaeosphaeria sporulosa, 2317 nucleotides. RefSeq lists its product as uncharacterized. Lineage: Eukaryota; Fungi; Ascomycota; Dothideomycetes; Pleosporales; Didymosphaeriaceae. The record is from RefSeq and is a predicted model, not a curated record. The transcript has 3 exons. The coding region runs from base 289 to 1857 and encodes 522 amino acids.
AGCGGCCGAGGACUUUCUUUUCCUUUCGGCCUAUCAUCUGGCGUCGGCACCUCGCUACGCUGCCCUGCCUGCGACGUGUGGCAAGUGCAGGUCGCUCGGACGCUGCGGCAUGACCGCAAGCUAUACCAGCAGAAAGUAGCAGUUGACGCGUCGGCACUGCCACAGCCAGCUUGACGUCUCAGCUUCGCCCUGCUUUAUAUCAUGGCUCGGCGCCCUGCACGUCUCUAGUCCGAUGAACAAGCCUAGGCAACAUCUCACUGUCUUCCGCUUGUCACAACUCACGGUCCAAUGUCUGCUCCUGCCAUCGAGGCUAGGUCGCUUUCUACCCUUACUUCGCUUGCCUCGAAUCCGCCGUCGUACCCCAGGAACCCCACUCACGUGAGGCACGAGCCACUGGUCUUGUACAUUGCUCGUGUGCCUGGCAGCAGAGAUGUCUUCCUCUCUCCGAUGAAACCGCGGGAAAAGGUGGUCACAGCAGAAGACAUUCAAAAUUCCUUGUAUUUCGUACACGUCGAGCAGCCCGAAGACGAACAACUCAUUGAGACACCUUCCCUGGACGGGCCGCCGUACCCUGAUUCUCGCCCAAACUCUUCACAUGGGUCACAGCUAGCCACCGUGCAGCGCAAGCCCGUAUCCAAUCCUGCCGCUGCUGUGUCUCCUGCUGCUAAACGCAAGCCUGUCCCCAGUACACUAGCCCCUGUCAAUGGCUUCGAAAUUACUCACAACAACGCUGGGAACUCUCAGCAGAUACCGACGGGUCUCCUAGGCCCUGACUACGUGCCCCGCCGAUCGUUUGAGGAUGCCCGAUAUCACGACGAAAACAGACCUCCACUCCAACAGAGGCCAACUCAGCAACCGACAUCUCCAGGAACGUCUCUGGUCCUCAUUCGUCGUGACCCGGCAUCUGGGGCGCAGUGGAAUGUUGCUCGCAUUGAUGACCCUCCAGUAAUGGAUGUCUCGUCAUCCACUUUGAAUGGGUCGACGGCCAAGAAGAAACCAGGAGCACCAGCGUACAUCGCAGUCACUAAUCCCGGAUAUUCCAAAUUCUUGUAUAAUCAACAACCAACUGUUCCACCACUGAUCAGUCGGAACACCAACGCAUCUACCGCCACCUUCAAUCCUCCUCAAGGCCCCCUCUCCGCGAGUGAAUUCGGAAUUGAUCGCGAAGAUGGAGUGUUUCGUAGAAGACUGUGGAUGGAAGGUUCUAAACAUCCAGGUGGUGAAUUCGGGCACCGGAGGCUUAAGUCUCACGAUUCUAAUAUGUCGGGUGGCAGCUCUAGAAAUAGCUUUGAGGGUGUGCAAAGGACGUCCAUAGAUUCUCGACCUCCAGUAACCCCUCCCUUCCUCACGAGGGAAAACCAGUCAUACAGUUCCAUUCAAGUCUCCGAAAAGCAAUCAGCCUUUCGUGGAUACGUAUUCACAAGCCCAUGGAACGGCCGUUGUGAGUUCAUCACGGGUGCUGGGGGAGGUUCGCUAAAGUGUCGCCACAUUGUACCAGGUCUACAAGGAGCCCCUCCCGUGGCCCUAACGGUCAGCGAACUCCGGUUCAAUUUACCUAGCAGUUCCAAAGCGUCCACGCCCCGAGGCGAAGAGUCUUCUAAGCGAACAUCUUUCUUCCACAAAUCGCGGCAUAACCGACAUAGCUCCUCGGUAGACUCUCGCGUCGAGAGUACUGACGAUGUCAGGCGUUCCUUUGACCGCAUGGAUCUGUCCCUGGGGCAAGAGUUUGCCGGAGGUGGAUUUGGCGGCAAACAGGCAAAGCUGGGCAAACUGAUCAUCGAGGACGAGGGCUUGAAGAUGAUGGAUCUCCUGGUUGCUGCGAAUGUGGCGCUGUGGUGGCGGGCAUAUGAGAGGUAACACCACGUCUCUGUGAAAGUGCUGAUGUGAUCAAGAAGCUGGUUGUAAUAUGUUAGCGUGCAUGCUGUUUAAUCGAACACAUGAAUAGCCAGACACAUCGAUCCGUAGUCCAAUUGUGCGAGGGAUGCUGGCGUAGCUCUUCACACGCCAACUCAACCACGCGUCCGCGUGCACUGGCUCUGAAGCCAGCCAUUAUCCGCAAGCUGGCGACGGUCGACGCCUCCCUCGAAACAUUGAUCUACGUGAGUGUCUCAUAACUUCGGACUUUACCCAGAUCUUGCUCUCCCCUCUGUUUGAGUAAGUCAGGUCAGGUUUUUGAGGAGUCCAAUUCACCCUCCAUGUCAUCGGCGCAGGUAACUCGGCAAAGCUCACAAAUACUGCACCAUGGUUUUCUUAACACAGUCUCCCCUACCCAAAUCUAAAGCAACUUCUACCUGUUCCUAAUCAUCGAUCUUAUAAU